Molecule: messenger RNA, 1272 nt
Organism: Hyposmocoma kahamanoa
Lineage: Eukaryota; Metazoa; Arthropoda; Insecta; Lepidoptera; Cosmopterigidae
Exons: 7
Coding region: 117-947 (276 amino acids)
Source: RefSeq, a predicted model, not a curated record
CUGAAUAAAAUCAUAUAAAAUUUCAGAAAAUAAAAAAGUAUGAGCGAAUUAUAUUUUGGUCUGAAUCGCUGUUCUGGGCCUGUAUUAUACUAUUGACAAUCCUGUUAAAAUUUGCCAUGAAAAAGUACACAUACUUUCACAUAUGUUUGUUGGAUAUACUUAUUCCGGGAACGUUAUUGGCAAUGAUAGCAGUAACCUCGAUGACAUCGUUCCUGCUUGUCAUCUCUAUAGGAAUCGCUGACUUUUGCCACAACUCCACACAAAACUUUAUUAACCUCGAACUGCUAGAUAUAUCACAGUAUACCAUGAAUUACUACCUAAGCGGUAAUGACCCAGAACAUGCGAUAAAUAUAUCUAAUAACCCUUAUUUAUUGGACGCACAAAAGAAAAUGCAUAAUGUACAGGGAGAAAUAUCGUCUAUAGAUUUGAAUUCCUUAAAAGGAAUCUUGGACGAGCUUGUCUACAACGGCACUCAAAUUGCGAAUUCUGUUGCGACUAAAAGUGCAUUUACAGAAUUGAGAAGAGUACUUUGUGAUGUCUCAAUUGAGGGUCUUUUAAUACAGGCAGGCAUAGCCGGUCCAUGUGCCGGCCUUUUUCUCACUUUAAUGUUACUUGCAACUUGUCAUGUGAGAAUAUGGCAGAAAGCGUUAUUGUGCAUAUUUUUAACGGAAGGAGAAAAGUGUUUUAGUAAAAGCUAUAAUUGCCAGCACAAACCUUGUAAAAUGUUAUUGCAUUUGAGAAAUAUCACAGGUAAAGGUUCAGAAGUGACUAUUUCACUUUCGGAUGUUAAAUAUGAUAAGAAAGAAAAAACUCGAGUUGGAAUAGCAACGACAACACCGACGGCAACAACACCAACGGCAAUAGCAACAACGACAGCAACUGUGACAACAACAUCUGAAGAAGAUUCGGCUUCAGAUAUAACUAGCCCAGCCAGUAGUAGUAAGUAGCGACAGUCGUUCAACGAUAAAAUAAACGUCCACGACACAGUCACGACAGAUCUUCGUGAUAUAGGAACAGGCUAGACGCGACAUAAUGGGAACGCGCCCUAAGGGUGCUAGUGAAAUUACAAGCACAUGGGACUUGUCACCUAAUGUUUCAGGGUGACCGGAGCAGUGGCAAUCAAUACUUUGUUAUAAAUGCAAAUAUGGAAUUACUUACUUAAAUUACUACAUGAAUUGCUCAUUGACAUAUAUAAGAAAUUCGUUGUCUAUGAAACCCGAUCUGCAGCUAAGUUAGUAAAGCAAUGGGAACCGAAUCCCGUGGUCGCAGGUU